AUGACCACUACCCCUGGCUUAGGGGAAUGGAAACCCUUUGGGAAUGGACUCGGUCGAGCUAGGCAAACUCGACCGAUUGGUCAAGGAGAUGCUCCAAACCGCCACCAACAGAGACAAGGGAUUGUUCCACCACCAGUGCAGAACCACAACUUUGAGAUCAAGCUGGGAAUGAUCAACCUUGUCCAGAACAAGAUGUUCCAUGGAUUGCCAAGUGAAGACCCCAUUGACCACCUUGAUGAGUUUGAUAGGCUUUGUGAUUUGACAAAGAUCAAUGGUGUCUCUGAAGAUGCCAUCAAGCUGAGACUCUUUCCUAUGUCUCUAGCUGACAAAGCUCACCAAUGGGAGAAGAGCUUGCCCCAUGGCACAAUCACCACUUGGGAUGAAUGCAAGAAGGCCUUUCUUGCUAAGUUUUUCUCCACCGGUCGCACAGCCAAGCUUAGAGGAGAGAUAUCCAGCUUCAUCCAGCGAAACAAUGAGACAUUCGCAGAGGCUUGGGAGAGGUUCAAAGGCUACACAAGUCAGUGCCCACACCAUGGAUUCAACAAUGAAUCACUACUCUCCACUCUUUAUAGAGGAUGCUUGCCUAGGUAUAGGGAGAUGCUAGACACAGCUAGCAAUGGGAACUUCCUCAACCAGGAUGUAGAUGAUGGCUGGCAACUUGUGGAGAACAUAGCUAACUCAAAUGGAAGCUAUGGAGAAGAGUAUGAUCGCACCAACCGGAGCUCGACCCACCACUCGAUCGAGUCAGACGAAAAGUUGAGAAAAGAUGUUAAGGCAUUGAAUGAGAAGUUGGAUAAGCUGAUCCUAGCUCAGUCCACAAUGAAGAAAGUCAACUUUGUGUCUGCUGAGGAGAUGGAACCAGUCCAAGAAGGGGAGGAUACACAAUUUGCUGAGGUGUGCUACAUGAGCAAUGGGCAAGGAGGUUACAACAAAGGAUACUAUAACUACAAGUCCAACCCUGCCAUGUCAUACCGCAACACUGAUGUUGCUAACCCUCAGGACCAAGUAUAUCCUCAACAACAAGCAGCUCGAUCGAGUCAGGUGCCACAACAUGGGCUUCCCCACCAACCGCCCCAGCCUGCACCUUCACAAGAGAAUGAGCUCAAGGCAAUGCUAAAGCAACUACUUCAAGGGCAAGCUGAUGGGGUAGUGGACACAAGCAAGAAGCUAGCUGAAAUAAACUCUAAGAUCGAGAACCUCAACACAAGGGUUUACUCUCUGGAGAAUCAUGCUUCUUCUGUUGCUGCUGCUACAAAGCAAGGACAACUACCUGGUAAAGCUAUUCAGAACCCCAAGGAACAGUGCAAGGUCAUCUUCACUCAAGAAGGACUUGUUGAAGAAGAGGAUCAAGAAAGGGUCAUUGAAGAUUUUUGUUUACUGCUGAAUGAUGAAGAGAUUGUUGCUGCUGAGGCUCCUGGAGUCCAGAUUGAUCAACCAGAAGUGCAUGCACCUACUGUGGCCAUUCACACUUCACCAGUUGAGCUCGCACGACAAGCUCGAUCGGCAGCUCGAUCGAGUCCAACUCUAGCUCGAUCGAGUCCGACCUCUUCUGUCCGAAGCCUGUUUUGCUUGAUCCUUACCAACCGGUUGCCGCUUCCUCGUCUCGCCUACUUAGUCAAGGUCACAAGGAAGUGA
Messenger RNA from Microthlaspi erraticum, 1635 nucleotides. The record is from the annotation of a GenBank genome assembly. NCBI's taxonomy places the organism in Eukaryota, Viridiplantae, Streptophyta, Magnoliopsida, Brassicales, Brassicaceae.